AACACUGCAUCCCACAGCACCAACAUGUCUAUAAAGCUCUGUUGCUCCCGCGCCCUUGCUCGCCGACUCGCGGACCUCAGUAAUUCAACCAAACACUUCUCACCAGAUCGUUUCGCACAUCUUUCCUGCACUCAGCCACUUCCUUGACGCGCAUCUCCAACCCUUGCAUACAUCAUGGCCAGCGAGAUCACCCUCGACGGGGAUAUCAUUGCUCCAUUGAACAUCACACACCCGGCCCCUGCCCUCGAUCUCGCCGGAUUCCAAUGGUGCCCAGUCGGCGGCGGGCCCAAGAAGGCCCCAACAUCCAAGCUUUCCAGGCGCUUGUCUCGCGAUGGCGAGGAGGUACCCUUGACGGAAGACCAGCCGCCGGCAUCGGAUGAAGCUCAGAAGAACGAACAGCUCCAUGUCCCAGGCGGACCGGGGUCGGAGCCUGAGAAGAUUCUCCCUUUCCCGCUUGAGCAGUUCAAGGGUUCCUACGCCGGCAAUGGGUUCAACUUGAUUUGGGUACCGAGCACCUUCCAGACACUCGGCAACUCUUGUGGAGACGGACCCAACGACAAUAGGCUGCUCCUCAGUCUCACCACCGAGCAACUGACCUUUGGCCCGACCCUUGGCAAGAUCCCGAACCGUGGGUUCCGUAACCAGGAUGACAUCUUCCUCGGCGGGCUUGCCUAUCUCCAAACCGUCCAGGAUACGACCAAUGUGGAGACUGGAAAGGGCGAUAAGCCAAGGUCCAGCAAGGGUUCCGGCAUUCACUUCGAGCCCGGCAUAUGGCUUCACGUUCCGGCGGCCGACUUCCAGGGGGGCCGCGACACCAUUUGCCGCAUGGCCUCCAUUCCUCACGGUACGACAAUCAACGCGCAAGGAUUCGUUCCCGAGAGGAACACCUCCACCGUGAUCGGUGGAGAGCCCAAAUUUCCCCAGUUCGACAAGCUUGACACCACGCCAUUCAUUAUCGGGAGGCCUGAGGACAAACAAAAGUUCUUUAAAGUGGAGAUGAACGCCGAGAGAGAGAACCUUACGCGACGGGUUCCGGCGAACCUCGAGAAGUUCAACGCCCAAGGCACUGGCAGAGUCACCACGGAGAUCAUCCAGAACCCCAAUCUCGUUCUCCAAAAUGCCAUCGACACCAGCAACCUCGACAUCAAGGAAACAAUCACCUUCAAGGUCACCACAGGCAACUCAAACUCUGAACUCAACGCCGGCGGGACUGCCAACAUCGCCUUCCUCGCCGGCCCGCAAACUCCGUUCGUACAACCCCCGGUCAUAUCCGCAAACACUACGCGCCAAGUCAAGGGUGUCAUGAUCCCUUCGCCCGGCGAGGGUGACGACCCGAACGCUCACACCGAGUUCAUGACCUCCACGUUCUACAUCGAGCGGAUCGAGUAUGACGUCGUUGUCAACAAGAUGGAAGAAGGUGAGACGCAGGUCCUGUUGGCGUCGUUUCCUCCCGGAGCGAGGGCGCCUACGCCGAAGUUUGCGAUCACGGCGCCACCGGGUGGUGUCACGGAGAGGAAGACAAUCAAGGUGCCCGGCAUCCAGAUCCAGUAUUCGCAGACCGUGAAUCUGAAUUUUGGGCCGGGCGCAAUAUUGACGUGGCCGCAUGUUAGCGUGGCGACGCUGGUGCCGACGGACCCGCAGCCGUUUAAGAUAACUGAGUGAAGUUCAAGCCUUCAAAGGUGGCAAAGACAUUAAGUGGAACAGAUUCAAGUCGGUAUUUCCCAUGUCAUUUCAACAGUCUGCAGUGCAGCACUCUAGCUAGGUUCUAUCUCAAGUGUAAGCCAAAUGUCAGCCUGUUCAUUCAACACCAUAGCUCAACUCCCCACCGCCUAAGCCUCCUCCCCAACAUUCAA
Messenger RNA from Microdochium trichocladiopsis, 1853 nucleotides. RefSeq lists its product as uncharacterized. The transcript has 2 exons. Lineage: Eukaryota; Fungi; Ascomycota; Sordariomycetes; Xylariales; Microdochiaceae. The coding region runs from base 175 to 1662 and encodes 495 amino acids. The record is from RefSeq and is a predicted model, not a curated record.